CCUUGGAUGAGAAGAAGCGUCGUCUGUCGUAUGACAGUCUGCAUGCAAAAACAAAGAUGGCCUCGCGCGGUUCUGCUCGGUUCUUUGUUGUGCCGUGACUAAAGUGCAAAAUCCGACCCGUUCCGCGCGCUUUCCGGUUGUGAAUUUGGUGUGCCCGGGUAGCGCUCGUUCCGCCGGCUCCGGGGGUGGUAAAAUUUCCUGGAACGUGGUUGAUUUUGGUGGAGAAAAGUGCGUCGGUAACGUUUUGAGCGCGCGCUCGCGUGUUUUUGUUUGGGUUUUUGUGGGGGAGGGGGAGUUGGCGGAAGAUUGUUGGUUGGGAUGAUGGAGUCCAGCGGAUUGGUGGCUGUUCCGAGUGGGAUCAGUGUUUUGCCGGUUGGACCGGGUGUUGUGAAAGAGGAGCCGGCGUCUUUGGAGGUGCAAGAUGGUUGUGGAGAAGGGACCGGCGCAGGGGGAAGUAAACAAAAACAUAAAGCUGAGAGUCAGUUGAUUUUGGUGAUGGAGCCACAAAAUCCGUCCCCGACAAAGUAUUUUGACCAGAAUGGGGUUCCGUUGAAGAAGGAAGAAACAGGUCUGGAACAGGUGAAGGUGGUUGGGAAGAGUAAGCGCACGAAGUUGACCAUAACGUGCCACAAGUGUCGACGGAUGUUUGAGACAAAGGUUGAGUUUGAGUUUCAUUACCGGAAGGCGUACAACCAGGAACCGGUGUACGCGUGUGGCCAGUGUGAUAAGCAAAUUCUGCAGUACAAAGCUUACCGUUUGCAUUGCUAUCGGCACUCGAAUAGCGCAACUCAGCGUUAUACGUGCGCCGUUUGUGCCAAGGUAUUCCACCAAAAAUCCGACCUGACCCGUCACGAGGCUAUUCACGAAACGGCUGCGGCGCCGGCCGCAAGCAAGCAAUCCGAGUCGGAGCAACUCCCAAUUGGCUGUGAUCGUUGUGAUGCCGUGUUUGGGUCGCAGGCCGAGGUUCGCGUGCACGUCCGGAAGAUUCAUCCCGUGCCGAAGCAGAUGAUUGAAUGUCCCGACUGUGGGAAGUUGCUGUCUGCUGGCAGUUUGUACUCUCACCGGAAGAUUCACUCGGUGGAUGGGCCAAGGUUCCGCUGUGAGGACUGCGACAAGUCGUUCGUCCAGAAGAUUAACUUUAUUCACCACCGGAAGAAGCACCUGCCGAACGACGAGAGACCGUUUCAGUGCAGCGAAUGCGACAAGGCAUUUUUCGAGAAAUCCCAUCUUCAGCGGCAUCAGUUUUUUCACUCGGAAGUUCGACCUUUCAAAUGCUUAAGCUGUGGAAAGUGCUACAAAACUGAACGAUGUCUCAAGGUUCAUUCUGCGGUCCACAGCGCAGCUCGUCCAUUUGUAUGCUUAGAAUGCAACAAGGGCUUCCUGAGCAGUUCAAAACUUCGCCAGCACACGAAUAUCCACUCUCCACCAGGGUCCAGACCCUUCAAGUGCAAGUACUGCGCGCGCGAUUUCACCAACUUUCCCAACUGGCUCAAGCACAUCCGGCGGCGGCACAAGGUCGAUCACCGCACCGGCGAAAAGCUCGACAGCGUGCCCAAGUUCAUGACGAAGAAAAAGGUCACCGUUGAGUCGGUCGCGCCGAAAAAGGCCCCCAAAAAGGUCAAAGAUCCGCCCCCGCCGCUGUCCAGCAUCAAAGAGGAGAGUCUUCCGUUCGUCGGCGACAACUCCAACAUCGAUCUCAACCUGGUCUCCAAGGACGACCUGCUGCCGCCGCUCAAGAUGGAGGAAAUGGGCGACAUCUUUCUGUCGCUGCCCGAGGGGGUCGUCAACGAGGACGCCCGCGAUGGCGUGUCGUCUCCGGAAAAGGACCGCAGAACGACGGCACCCGCUGCGGAGGAAGAGGGCGACCGGAAGGAGGAAUCGCUGCCGGAAGCGCCGCUUGGACUGGGCGCUGGGGACGAUGGAGUGCUGUUCCGGUUCGGGUAUGGCGGCGACGACGGUCAGUUUGAUUGUGAUUUUAGCGGAAUCAAGGGGGAAUUUGCCGCUGAUGAAGCGGCCACCGUCAUACGAGAGAGUGCCACGGACGCUGGCGCAAUUCCCCCGCUAUCCGCACCUACAUCCCCACCGAACCAACUUCAGCUGCAUCAUCAGCAGCAGCAGCAGCAGCUCCUAUCUCACUCUCCCUUCAUCCUAAGUGGUGGCGGCGGCGACCUCUCCAUCUUCCCGGCGUUGAUCUCAAUCUGCGGAGGUGUCGGCGCGGACCAGCAGCAGCAGUUCCAGCUCAUCAAUCCGCACUUUUUGCACCUGCCGCCGCAGCUGCUGCGCCGGAGUGUGGCCGGUGCGGAGGUGGUUCCGUCCUCGACGGAUGGCGGCGUCGGGUUGAAGCUGGAAUCACCGUGAGUAAGAUUAACUUUUUCACAUACUUUUAAAAUUACACUCUGAAAAACAACAGUUUACGGUUAAAUGUGUUUGGCGAAAGACACGAAAACGUGAUUCGUGGACCGGGAAUCGCUUGUGGGCUAGUGAGAGAACGUGAAAAUUGUGAUGGUAAUAGUUUUUUUCUCUAUAUAUUAAUCGUAACAUUUAAAGUAAGCAUACCAAAAGGGGAUACAGAAAAGAAUACUUCAACAAACAAACAGGAAAUUGUUCAGGAAAAACAGAUUUUGAAUCGGCUUUUGCUGCUGUGAGUAUUAUUAGAUUGGGGAGAAAGAAAGUGAUUCAAACUUUUAUUUCUUUUUAACUUUUGGCCGAAACAGUAAGAAAACACAAGAUAUUUUAGAGAUUUAUAAAACAAAAAAACAUAAACUCAGCGCCUACAAAAGACUGCUCAUUUUGUAAUAAAAGCACCAAAUUUUAAAACAGAA
Culex pipiens pallens (northern house mosquito) is the source of this 2822-nucleotide messenger RNA. Its product is annotated as zinc finger protein 668-like. Bases 319 to 2358 code for a protein of 679 amino acids. Gene Ontology annotation, biological process: regulation of transcription by RNA polymerase II. The record is from RefSeq and is a predicted model, not a curated record. Gene Ontology annotation, molecular function: DNA-binding transcription factor activity, RNA polymerase II-specific; RNA polymerase II transcription regulatory region sequence-specific DNA binding. The transcript has 4 exons. Lineage: Eukaryota; Metazoa; Arthropoda; Insecta; Diptera; Culicidae. Gene Ontology annotation, cellular component: nucleus.